AUGACGUUUCAGGUGUUCGUUCGAGGUCUCGAUGGCGCUACUACACUGCUUCGCACCGAUAGAGCCGUGAUUUCCGGUGCUGACCUUAAGACCGCGUUGCGAAGUCGGCGCGCUCUUCCGCCGCUUCUAAGCGACAGAAGUGACGGCAGCUGCGAUGCAUGCGAUGGGUGCGACGGAUGCGACUCGUUCCGCGUCGUCACCGGCACGCGGGAGAUCUCGGACACGUCGCUCCUCUCUGUUGACGCGGCAGGAUUCUUCCCUUCGUGCCACGUCAUCGCGAGGGUUCUCGGAGGAAAGGGUGGCUUCGGGUCGCUGCUGCGCGGCGCCGCCACCAAAGCCGGGCAGAAGAAAACGAGCAAUUUCGACGCGUGUCGCGAUAUGAGUGGUCGGCGGCUCCGGCACGUCAACGCCGAGCGUAAACUGAAGGAUUGGCGGCACGAGGCGCGAGAACGACAACUGGAAAAGACGGCGCAGGAUUAUUUGAAGAGACUCGCGAAGGAGAAGAAGAAGCGGCGCGAGGAGGUGGUCGAUCUGGGCGCGGUGCGCAAGGCCAGCCACGCCGCCAUGGCGAGAGUCGCUGAUGCGGUGAAGAGCGGUAUGGAGCGGCACGGUCUGGAUAAGGGGAAGCGGAAGCUGAGCGCGGAGGAGGAGGGGGAGGAGGAGGCGGAGCGGGCGCACCAUGCGAAGCGAGGGAAACUUCUAGGCAUGCUGGAGGAUAUUGAGGAGGGGGAGGGCGACGAGGAGGAGGAUGAGGAGGAAGGGGAAGAGGAAGAGGACGAAGAGGAGGAGGACGAAGAGGAGGAAUACGAGGAGCAUGAGGAGGGAGAGCAGGGCACAGAAAAGGGAGGGGAGGAGGAGAGUGGAGGUGGUUCAAAGGAGGGGAGCGAGGCGAGUGGGGGUGCAGGGAGUGCGGGCAGUGCGGGCAAGGCAGUGGCACCGCUGCACUCGUCCUCGUCUGACGAGGAGCGUGAUGAAGCUUGCCAUGCAAGUCGCUCACCUGCCGCCCACUUCUCGGCACUCCACCAUCACGAGCCGCAGGCACAGCCGCAGCAGGUGCAGCCGCAGCAAAAAGUGCAAGAGCAGCAGCAGCAGCAGCAGCAGCAGCAGCAGCAGCAGCAGCAGCAGCAGGAGUCCCAACAACACCAGCAGCACCAGCAACAGCAGCCGCCGCCGCCGCCACCACCGCAGACACAGCAGUCAGCAGCAGCGGAGGGUCCCAUCGACCCCUCACUGUUCCACUCAGCCGCUGACCUGGAGUCGCUGGGGUUGGAGCGGCUGAAGCAGGAGCUGCAGCAGAGGGGCCUCAAGUGUGGUGGCACCCUGAGCGAGAGGGCAGCGCGGCUCUUCCUACUCGCCAGCACGCCUGUGGACCAGCUAGACCCCAAACACCUUGCUGGGGCUGCUGGAGGUGGUAAAGGCCGCAAGGGCAAGGGCAAGCUGUGA
Messenger RNA from Closterium sp. Naga37s-1, 1443 nucleotides. The record is from the annotation of a GenBank genome assembly. Lineage: Eukaryota; Viridiplantae; Streptophyta; Zygnematophyceae; Desmidiales; Closteriaceae.